Messenger RNA from Physcomitrium patens, 847 nucleotides. Lineage: Eukaryota; Viridiplantae; Streptophyta; Bryopsida; Funariales; Funariaceae. The record is from RefSeq and is a predicted model, not a curated record.
AUGGGAACCAGUUCUGGAACGCUAGCGCGCUUUCAGGGGAACAGAGAACGGGAGAAGCGAACGAACAGCAUCGCAAGGGAACCUUACCCACAAGCCCCACCCACCAUGAGCCCCUUUUUCCCGUCUCAUCCACUUAGCGUCUGUCUCUGCGAGGCUUUCAAGUCCUUUGGUGGUCGCACUCUUUGCAGCUCCAGUUAUCGGCGAUUCCCUCUUCCUCGCGACUGGAACUCGUCUUCCUCGGAGCCCUACUCGUCGGCUAUGGCGCUCUCCGUCAGCUCCCUAGCUUCUUGUGCUGCUGCCAGCACUUCGACCUUCCUCUCCGGCUCCACCUCCAUCCAGUUAAAUAGGGGUGAGUCUAGGGUGACCUGCAAGAAGGCAGACAUUCAUCCCGAGUUCUUUGAGGAGGCUAAGGUGUAUUGCAAUGGAGAACUUGUCAUGACGACUGGUGGGACACAGAAAGAGUACGUGGUUGAUGUGUGGUCGGGAAACCACCCCUUCUACCAGGGCAACAAGUCGGCUCUUGUUUUGGAUGCUGAUAGGGUUGAGAAAUUCAGGCAAAGGUAUGGAGGAAUUAACUCCAUCCAGGAAAUUCCUACUCUAGAAACAGGUGAAAUUGUCUUCCAAAAGAAGAAGAAGGGCCCGAUCAAGGGCGGCAAGGGUGGAAAGAAGUAGAAGAUGCUGUAGGCUUGAGGGUCGCAUUUUAGGGUCUAAUUUUACAGGGUUCAGGGACAUACUGUAGGUUGGGUUCUGCCUGUAAUAACAGGAAGCCGAAUUUUCUAUUCGACACUGUACCUUUCGUGUUCUCUUUCAUUGUUAAUUUUAAACCAAUUUUUGCACAUUACAUGCA